Molecule: messenger RNA, 768 nt
Organism: Prunus armeniaca (apricot)
Lineage: Eukaryota; Viridiplantae; Streptophyta; Magnoliopsida; Rosales; Rosaceae
Source: the annotation of a GenBank genome assembly
AUGAACAUGCCACCGGAAGCUGUUGACGAUGAUGAUGUCAGCAAAAGCAUGGAUUUUAAGGACACUGAGCUCACCUUAGGACUGCCUGGUCGUCCACGACGUUGUUCUUCGUCAGCAGCUGAUCAUUUCUUCGGAGGAAUCAAGAGUGGUAGCUGCAGCAUGAAACGUGGGUUCAUGGAGACCGUUGAUCAGAAUAUUGGCCUGGAAAGCUUUACCAGCUGCGAGCCACGUAGCCAAAUCAAAGUGGAUCGGAAGUUGGAAGCUCAUGUCAACAACUACUCCUCCUCCAGCUCAAGUAGCAGGACAACUACUGCCGUGAAAUCCCCAGCUACAACGGCAAGAGUAGUUGGGUGGCCACCAGUGAGAUCGUUGAGACAGAAGGCGUUGGUGGAGAGCAAGAUGAAGAGCAAGAGCACGUAUGUAAAAGUGGGUGCAGAUGGAGCUCCUUACUUGCGGAAACUAGACUUAGACAUGUACAAAAGUUAUCAGGAGCUAUUGAGAGCCUUAGACGAAAUGUUCCCUUCCUCCAUUACAAGCGGCAAGUAUGUGGAGGAUACUACUAGCAACCAGGAGCAGCUUAUGAAACCUGCAGUGAAAGGAAUGGAUGAAUAUAUGGUGGUGACAUAUGAAGACAAGGAUGGGGACUGGAUGUUAGUUGGAGACGUCCCUUGGAAAAUGUUUAUAGAAUCAUGCAAGCGUAUUCGGUUGAUGAAAAGUACAGAGGCUGUUGGGAUAGCUCCAAGGACGUCUCAGGUUCUGCCACAGUGA